Molecule: messenger RNA, 4014 nt
Organism: Erinaceus europaeus (western European hedgehog)
Lineage: Eukaryota; Metazoa; Chordata; Mammalia; Eulipotyphla; Erinaceidae
Product: patched domain-containing protein 3-like
Exons: 4
Coding region: 60-3632 (1190 amino acids)
Cellular component (GO): membrane
Source: RefSeq, a predicted model, not a curated record
GCCCUCUCUCCCCCUGUCGGUCCCGAGGCCUCUGAGCCCCCUUCCUGGAGAUCCAGGAGAUGAGCCGCGCCACGGUAGCUCCUGCGAAGGAAUUGGAGCAAGUGUCCGAGUCGAAGAGGCUGGAGGUCGGGGGACUGUCUAAAGACUCGUGGAAUGAGACUGAUCUGAGGUCGCUCCCCGAAUACCUGCCGGAGUCUGAGUCUGAGCCAGAGCUGCUUCAUAGAUCCCUGAAGGAGAAGCCGAAAUUGGUGCAGCUCCCGGAUUACUUACCGGAGUCUGGAUCUGAACCCGAGCUGCAGAAGCAGGAGUCCAAGGAACUGGACCCGCAGCCGCGCCCUCAGUCUCUGCAGAAACUCGAGCCGGAGCCAGAGCCGAACCCCGAAUCCUCGCAGGAGACACGACCCGAGCCGCACCCUGAAACCCUGCAAGAGGAGAGGUCUCGGGGCGAAUCCCUUCAAAAGGCAAGUUCCCAGGGUGAACUCCUGCAGAAGGCGAGUUCCCAGAGUGAACCCCUGCAGAAGGCGAGUUCCCAGAGUGAAUCCCUGCAGACGGCGAGGUCUCUAGGUGAACCCCUGCAGAAGGCGAGUUCCCAGAGUGAAUCCCUGCAGACGGCGAGGUCUCUAGGUGAACCCCUGCAGAAGGCGAGUUCCCAGAGUGAAUCCCUGCAGACGGCGAGGUCUCUAGGUGAACCCCUGCAGAAGGCGAGUUCCCAGAGUGAAUCCCUGCAGACGGCGAGGUCUCUAGGUGAACCCCUGCAGAAGGCGAGUUCCCAGAGUGAAUCCCUGCGGGAGACGAGUUCUCAGGACGAAUCCCUGCUGGAGUUGAGUUCCUACAGCGAAUCACUGCCAGAGAUGGGAUUGUACGGGACAUCCCUGCAGCAGGUGAAGCCGCUACCAAAGUCCCUGCAGAAUAUGGACGAAGUCUUGGAAGCAUAUCUAGCGCCAUAUACCGAUUCAAACGGGGACUACGAAUUACCUGUACCGCUACGGCGGUCACGGACACAAUUAAGCCCUUCCAAGGAGGCCUUGGAGCUCUCUCCAUCUAUGCCCCCAGCCGCCCCCUCGAGGGAAAAGCCUGCGCCCAAGAAGCCCCGCCUCCACACCGACUGCCUGGAGGCCCAGCUCUCUCGCGCCUUCCACAGCCUGGGUUGGGCAGUCGGCGCGCACCCCUGGAUCUUCCUGCUGGGGCCCCUGCUGGUGACGAUGGUCUUAGGCUCGGGAUUGAUGUUCCUGUCCAGCGAUCAAGAGGAGGACCUGGAGGCGCUGUACACCCCAGUGGGGAGCCCCGCCAAGGCGGUGCGGCUCUUCGUCCAAGAACAUUUCACCUAUUCCAACGAUUCUUGUAGCUUCUCCUACAUCAGAGAGAGUAAAGAAGUCAACUUCGUUUCUAUCCUGGUGAUCUCCAACACUGACACGGUGUUGGACAGGGCGACUUUGUCAGAGAUCAAAACACUGGACAACAUCGUGCAAGGUCUAUCCGUGACCAUGAAAAACGGGAGCCACUUCUCCUACCGAAAGUUGUGCGCUGUAGACAAGCGCAGGUGCGUGCCCUCCAACCCGUUCCUGUUCGCCUGGCGGGUGAACACUAACAUGGACUUGAAGAGCCUCACCUACCCCAUCCACAACCAGUCGGGCCAGCCCAUCUACCUGGCCGGCAAUUUGGGGGGAGUCACCUUAGGUCAGAGCAGAGGAGUGAACCGGCUACUCCUGAAAGCUAAAGCCAUGAAGCUGAUUUAUUUCCUGGUAACUGAGGACAGAGAGUACAAUGAACACAGCAAGAAGUGGCUGGUCAAAUUUCUGGACCAAUUUGAAGGCAUUUUCAAGAGUUUAGCCUUGAAGAACAUCCAGGUGGUCUACUUCACAUCACUUUCUAGAAAACUUGAAUUUGAGGCAACUUCUAAGACAGUGAUGCCUUUGUUUCACUUGGGGUACAUUCUAACAAUGGUAUUUGCAGUCAUAUCCUGCUACAGGGUUAACUGUAUACAAAACAAAAUGUGGGUUGCAGCCUUUGGAGUGAUCACUGUUGCCCUGGCAGUGGUGACCAGCUUUGGUCUCUUGCUGUACAUUGGGGUGCCAUUUGUGCUCAUAGUUGCAAAUUCGCCAUUUCUUAUCCUAGGUGUUGGAGUUGACGACAUAUUUAUCAUGAUUUCUGCCUGGCAGAAGACCAGCCUUGGACAUAACAUCGAAGAGCGAAUGGCUAAUGCCUAUUCAAAGGUGGCAGUGCCCAUUACAAUGAACACUGUCACCAAUGUCUUGGCCUCGUACACAUGGAUUAUGUCCUCAUUCAGUGCCAUCCGAUACUUCUGCAUCUAUACAGGAACAUCCCUGAUCUUUUGUUCCUUGUAUAGCAUCACCUGCUUUGGAGCAGUUAUGGCCCUAGACGGCAAAAGGGAAGUAACAUGUCUCCAGCACAUGACAAAGUCGAACAUAAAAUGUAACAAAAAAUCUCAGAUAAAAAAGCUGUGUUGUUACUCAGUAGAUUCUACUAGCGAAGACAACACUGAAAACCAUCCAAUCCAUUUGUUCUUUAGAGAUCAUCUGGGUCCUUUUCUCUUUCACCCCAGGUCCAAAAUUGUUGUAAUGGUUCUAUAUGCUUUGUACAUGACAUGUAGUAUAUUUGGGUGUUUGCAGGUAAAGGAAGAUCUCGACCUCCGGAAUAUGGCAAGCGAUAGUUCCUACAUCAGAUCGUAUAUAAAUGUACAUAAUCAGUAUUUUUCAUAUUAUGGCCCCAGGGUUAUGGUUGUUGUUAAUGGAACUAUUGCCUAUUGGAAUAAAAAGACCAGAGAGAAACUGGAAAAAUGUCUGAAAGAUUUUGAAAACAAUGACUAUGCAGAUGAACAUCUUACAGAGUUUUGGUUACAGGGAUAUACCCAAUACAUGGAAGCUAACACACUUGAUGUCAAUAACAAGAAUGUUUUUAUAAACAAUAUUGACAAAUUUUUUAACACUUUUCCAGAUUUUAUGUAUGAUCUCAAUAUUACAUCUUCACAUAAAAUUAUUUCUUCCCGGGCCUUCAUUCAGACCAAAAGAGUGUCUUCUUCAAGUAAUCAGACUACCAUGUUAUCUCAGUUCCGAAGCAUAGCCAACAGCUGUGAGAUUCCCUUACUGGUGUACAACCACAAAUUCAUAUAUUAUGAACACUUUCCUGCGAUUAUAGAAAAUGCUAUUCGAAAUGUCAUUGCUACAGUAGUAAUUAUGUUCCUUGUUUCCUUGUUGUUCAUCCCUCACCCGGUGUGCUCCCUUUGGGUGGUUCUUGCUUUUGCUUCUGUGAUUGUGGGGGUGACAGGUUCCAUGAUUUACUUGGAUGUCAAUAUGGAUUCCAUAAGCAUGGUCACUCUCAUCAUUUGUACCGGGUUUUCUUUCCGUUUUUCUGCAUACAUAUGCUAUCUAUAUGCUUGUACUUCCAUGCCCUCAGCAGAGCAAAAAUCAAUCGAGGCAUUGUAUCUGCUGGGCUACCCAGUGUUACAAUGUGCGCUUUCAACAGUAUUAUGUACGUGUGGCUUAGCUGCAGCUAAGGCCUACGUCUUCAGGAUGUUUUCUAAGAUUAUGUUUCUUGUUAUGGCAUUUGGGGCUCUUCAUGGCCUAAUUUUUAUUCCGGUAUUCUUAACCUGUGUUGAUUGCUUAUUUUGGUGAUACGCAUUUUAUGAUGAAUGCAGUGAACGUGGGAAGGCCUUUAUUUUGCAACGUCACCAUUUAGUUUGGCAAAGCAUUACAGACAGUCAGGAGUAGGUCUGACUUACUUAAUGAGUUUUGUGUUUGUAAAACAUCUGUCUAAGAAUGAUAAUUUCAAAUAAAAAUGAAAAAUAGUGAUAAAUAUAUUUGGACUGAAAUACUUAAAUGUUUCCAUACAUAAAAGUAUAAUUAACCUUAACACAGUCAAAUUAUCCUGAACCAGAAAUCUAAACCAUCUAUAAAGAAUUUAUUUUCAGUAACAUAUAGGCCACAGAGAAGCCUGUUGAUGUAGUCACCAAAUUAAAAUUUGCUAAUGAUAAAAUACAAUCUUGAAUUAUAUUAA